AUGGAUCCAGCUUUGUUAAAAGAAAGAGAAUUAUUUAAAAAGAGAGCGUUAACGACUCCCACGGUAGAAACUAAAAAAAAAUCAGAAAACAGUACACCGUUAUCACAAUCAAAAGAUGAUUCUAAAAAAUCUAGGCCUAGGCCAGCAUCAUCAGGCCCUAAAUUGGAUGCCACAACAUAUAAAACAAUGACAGGGAGUUCAAAUUAUAAAUUUGGUGUAUUAGCUAAAAUUGUUAGGCAUUUAAAAGCGAGACAUCAAGAUGGCGAUGAUCAUCCAUUAUCGUUGGAAGAAUUAUUAGAUGAAACGAAUCAAUUGGAUGUUGGAAACAAAGUCAAACAGUGGCUUUUAAAUGAAGCUUUAAUUAGAAAUCCCAAAGUUGAAGUCACACCUGAACAAAAAUUUUUAUUUAAACCCCCAUACAAAGUCAGGGAUAAAAAAAGUAUGUUGAAAUUAUUAAAACAUCACGAUUUGAAAGGUAUGGGAGGGAUUCUAUUGGAAGACAUUCAAGAAUCUCUACCGAAUUGUGAAAAAAUUUUAAGAAUAUUAAACAAUGAAAUUAUUUAUAUACAAAGACCUAUGGAUAAAAAAAAAAUUUUAUUUUACAAUGAUAGAACUGCAAAUUUAUCAAUCGAUGAAGAAUUUCAAAAAUUAUGGAGAGCCGUCGCUGUGGAAAGUAUGGACGAUCAAAAAAUUGAAGAAUAUUUAGAGAAACAGGGUAUUAAAUCAAUGCAAGAUCAUAAUCUUAAAAAAUUAGCAGCUCCGAUAAAGAGGAAAAAAGUAGCAAAGAAAAGAACAUUUAAAAAACCUAGAGACAAUGAACAUUUGGCUGAUGUUUUACAAACCUAUGACGAUAAAUAA
Messenger RNA from Pediculus humanus corporis (human body louse), 858 nucleotides. Its product is annotated as transcription initiation factor IIE subunit beta, putative. Bases 1 to 858 code for a protein of 285 amino acids. Lineage: Eukaryota; Metazoa; Arthropoda; Insecta; Psocodea; Pediculidae. The transcript has 3 exons. Gene Ontology annotation, cellular component: transcription factor TFIIE complex. Gene Ontology annotation, biological process: transcription initiation at RNA polymerase II promoter. The record is from RefSeq and is a predicted model, not a curated record.